AAGUAAUGUAUAAUAAUAGAAAAGCCUUAUUUGUAUGCAAUUGUGAUUAAAAGAUAUUCACAGAAUGACAACGAUGCGUUUGUACUUCGAGUCGAGUACAUAAUCUACAAUUCUGUAUUCUAUGAUUAAAAUCGAAGCAUGCGGUGGUGUGCAAGUACGGAAACUCCUUCGAAAAGGUUGUAAGGAGUUUCCUCCACGUUUUUGAUUUUGACAGGUACAUAGCUGUAUACGUGCCUAUUAAAUAUAAGGAAGCAGGCAGAUAAUUUAUCAUCAUGCCGCCUAAAAAGUCUAUGGAGGAAACAGAUCGCCUGACUCGUAUAGCUAUUGUUAAUUCAGAUAAAUGUAAACCAAAACGAUGCAGGCAGGAAUGUAAACGAUCUUGUCCAGUUGUACGGAUGGGUAAACUUUGUAUAGAAGUUAAUCCAAAUAGCAAAAUAGCAUCUAUUUCAGAAGAAUUAUGUAUUGGAUGUGGUAUUUGUGUUAAGAAAUGUCCAUUUGAGGCAAUAUCCAUUAUUAAUCUUCCUAGUAAUUUAGAAAAAGAAACUACUCAUCGUUAUUCAAAGAAUUCAUUUAAACUACAUAGAUUGCCAAUUCCACGUCCUGGAGAAGUGUUAGGUUUGGUAGGAACUAAUGGAAUUGGUAAAUCAACUGCUCUUAAAAUUUUAGCAGGCAAGCAGAAGCCGAAUUUAGGUCGAUUCACUGAUCCACCAGACUGGACUGAAAUCUUGAGUCACUUUAGGGGUAGCGAGUUGCAAAAUUAUUUUACCAAAAUAUUGGAGGAUGAUUUAAAGGCCCUUAUUAAGCCUCAGUAUGUAGAUCAAAUCCCUAAGGCUGUAAAAGGCACGGUGCAACAACUUUUAGAUAAAAAAGAUGAAUGUAAAAAUCAAAUAGACAUUUGUAAAAUGUUAGAUUUGAUGCAUAUACGUGACAGAGGCAUUGAUGCACUUUCUGGUGGAGAACUUCAACGAUUCGCUUGUGCUAUGGUGUGCAUUCAAAACGGAGAUAUUUUUAUGUUUGACGAACCGUCGUCAUACUUAGAUGUAAAGCAACGUCUAAAUGCUGCUUUAACAAUCAGAUCUCUUAUUCACCCUGACAAGUUUAUUAUAGUAGUGGAACAUGACUUGUCAGUUUUGGAUUACUUAUCAGACUUUAUAUGUUGCCUUUAUGGUGUUCCUGGAGCUUAUGGUGUUGUAACUAUGCCUUUCUCUGUGAGAGAAGGUAUAAACAUUUUCCUUGACGGUUUCGUUCCCACUGAGAAUCUGAGAUUCCGCGAGGAAUCUCUUGUCUUCAAAGUAGCAGAAAGCGCAACUGAAGAGGAAGUGAAACGCAUGAAUCACUAUGAAUAUCCAUCAAUGACAAAAACGAUGGGAUCCUUUCAAUUGAACGUUGAGAAAGGUCAGUUCACUGACUCGGAAAUUCUCGUGUUACUUGGAGAGAAUGGAACUGGGAAAACGACGUUUAUUAGAAUGUUGGCUGGUAAUUUGCCACCUGACGAUGGCUCUGGAAGUAUUCCUCUAUUGCAUAUCAGUUAUAAACCACAGAAGAUAAGUCCUAAAUCUCAAGGCAUCGUGCGACAACUGUUGCAUGAAAAGAUUAGAGACGCUUACGUACAUCCUCAGUUCGUGACGGACGUUAUGAAACCUUUAAAGAUAGACGACAUCAUGGAUCAAGAGGUGCAAAAUCUUUCUGGAGGCGAAUUGCAGCGAGUGGCUCUUGCUCUGUGUCUCGGAAAACCGGCUGAUGUUUAUUUGAUCGAUGAACCCUCCGCUUACUUGGAUUCCGAGCAACGUUUGGUGGCAGCUAAAGUGAUAAAACGAUUUAUACUGCACGCGAAGAAAACAGGAUUUGUAGUAGAGCACGAUUUUAUCAUGGCUACAUACUUGGCUGAUCGCGUAAUAGUAUUCUCUGGUACACCAUCAUUGGCAACAGUAGCUCAUAGUCCACAAUCUUUACUGAAUGGCAUGAACAGAUUCUUGGAACUAUUAGGCAUUACUUUCAGAAGAGAUCCAAACAACUUUAGACCAAGGAUUAAUAAAAAUCAAUCUGUAAAAGACUUGGAGCAAAAACGAGCAGGACAAUACUUCUUCCUAGAGGAGUGAGAUGUGAUCUCGACAACGAGUUGAAUAGCAGCUUAUAUGAAAUACUGUGAAGGAAUUUUUGUAAAUCUUUAUACUUUUAAAAGCCGGGAAUAGAAUUCUUACAAUAUAUUAAAUAUCGGUGACGCAUGUUUUGCGUUUGCUCAAAAUAUUAUUCGUUUCGGCACGUCAGUUCUUCUACUUGUAUAAUAUAUUUAUUUUAGUAAAUAUAUAAAAGCAAGUCUCGUGAAGUGUAUUACGACAGAAAGGAAAUUUCAUUUCAGGAGAAAUACAAACGUAUUUUUGUAUAACAUAUUGCCAUGAUAAAUUUAUUUAUAUUCAUCGA
This is a messenger RNA of Nomia melanderi (Alkali bee), 2421 nucleotides long. It is a transcript of the gene pix, whose product is annotated as ATP-binding cassette sub-family E member 1 pix. The record is from RefSeq and is a predicted model, not a curated record. Gene Ontology annotation, molecular function: ATP binding; ATP hydrolysis activity. NCBI's taxonomy places the organism in Eukaryota, Metazoa, Arthropoda, Insecta, Hymenoptera, Halictidae.